AUGGCUUCCACACUCUCCAAGCUAAAACACUCGCUCUCUCUCACCCUCCAAUACUACCUUCCUCUCGCCGGAACCCUAACUUGGCCUCCAAGUUCCCCGAAACCCAAUGUUCUUUACAACCCUGGGGACGCCAUUUCGCUCACCGUGGCCGAGUCCACCGUUGAGCAUUUCGGCCACGUUUCCGGCGACAAUGUCCGUGAAGCGUCGGCGUCUAGUCCUCUUGUUCCCAAACUGCACGUGACCGAGACUUCGGCUUCUGUUAUGGCACUGCAAAUCACAAUGUUUCCCAACAGCGGGAUUUGCGUCGGAAUCACCGCCCACCAUGCCUUUCUUGACGGGAAAUCUACGACCAUGUUCAUGAAAUCAUGGGCUUACGUUUGUAGAGAAAACCCGCCAUUAUCACCCGAGUUAAUGCCUUUCUACGACAGAAAUGUUGUCAAGGACGACAUUGGGCUCGACAUGGUGUACUUAAACCGAUGGUUGGAGAAAACUAAAUCCAAACAGAAAGUGUUUGAACAUUGGUCAGAAACACAUGUACAAUCUGACUUGGUACGAGGUAAUUUCCAGCUGACACGUGGCGACAUAGAAAACCUCAAGAAACGGGUAUCCAGAAUCAACAAAACCUCAACACUUCAAAAACUGAGCUCGUUUGUUGUUACGAGUGCUCAUGUUUUAACGUGCAUGGUUAGAGCAACCUCCUCGGAAGAGGAUCGUAGAAACAAGGUUUACUUCGUCGUCGGCGUAGACUACCGAACUCGUUUGGAUCCACCGGUACCGUUGAACUAUUUCGGUAACUGUGUUGGUUCUCAUUUGGGUUAUGUGCAGGUGAGAGACUGCUUUGAAGAAGACGGUUUGGCCAUUGUUGCCGGGAAGAUAAGUUGUUUGGUAAAAGGUUUAGAGAAGGGAGUUCUUGAAGGAGCAAAGGACAGGCUUUCGAAAUGGGGUUCGCUGGAACCAGGAGCACAAGUGAUUUCGAUAACUUGGUCGCCAAAGUUUGGAGUUUAUGGGAUAGAUUUCUGUUUUGGAAGGCCUAAGAAGAUUGAAAUCGCGUCUAUACAUAGAAAGGCAAUUUCUUUGGUGGAGUAUAGAGAUGAAAAUGGAGGUAUUGAUGUUGGUUUGGUUUUAAAGAAGCAUGAAAUUGAUAUCUUUGCUUCUCUUUUUCGUAUUAAUAUAUCAUGA
This is a messenger RNA of Morus notabilis, 1179 nucleotides long. RefSeq names its product phenolic glucoside malonyltransferase 1. The record is from RefSeq and is a predicted model, not a curated record. The coding region runs from base 1 to 1179 and encodes 392 amino acids. The transcript has a single exon. Lineage: Eukaryota; Viridiplantae; Streptophyta; Magnoliopsida; Rosales; Moraceae.